AUGCAAGCCCAUUCGAGUGGCUUCGCGUCGCCACUACACAGGAAAAACGUCUCGUUCAAAUUGGGUGAAUCGCGAUCUGCUCUUUGCCCGAGUAGCACCAGCGAUCCAGCCCAAUGCAACCUCCACAUCUCUUCAUCCAAUCUCGCCUCUUUCUCGCCACCGCCGCCAUCACCGCGAGCCGGCGCAGGAUCUUCGCCCUCGAGCGACGAAGUCCUCGCCCGUAGCUUGAUUUCUUCCCUCACGCAGCACCUGCAGCAGCUCUCGCUCUCGCCCAAGCACUUCGCCGCGGCAACGGAUCUGUGCAUCUAUUUGGAGGAAUUCGAAGACGCCUCGGCGGCGUGCAUGGUGCUGCAGGGCCUUGCUCGCAUCUUUGGAGGAGGUGAUGGUGCUGGACAAGAGGGAGGCUCGACAACGCUGCAAUCCUUGGAAUCUAUCGCCUACGCGCUUGGCCCCAAAGCGAAAGAAGAUCGGGACGCCGCCACUACACCGCGAGAAGGCGAAGAGGUCUCCUUCUGCGUGAAGAAGCUUUGCAUCCUGGCUUCGUUCCCGUUGACCGCCCAGACCGGUGGACACCUCUCGCUGUUGCUUGCGGCCCUGCCCAAGCUAGACAGCCUCGACGUCAUGAGCGUGCGCACGUGUGGCGCGACGCUCACAUCACUCGUGUUAGAUCGCUUCCGGCUCACCGACGCCGACCUGCACCUGGCCAUGAUCAAGCUGCCACAAACCACCCGUCGGCUGCAAACGCUGAGCUUCAAGAACAACGAGUUUGGCCCCGCUUCGAUCAAAGCCGCAUCGGGAUGGCGCGGAGAAGGCGUGGAACAGCUGGCAAGCGUGGUGGCCAGCGGAGCGCAGAUGAGCCUGCUCUCGGUGCUGAAUCUCUCCGACAAUCGGCUGAGCGAUGAGGCUCUGGUGCUGCUCUCCAAGGGUAUCUCACAAACGGGCUGUCGCCUUACUGACCUCGAUCUCAGUCGCAACAACUUUGGCCGAGAGGGUGCGCGAGCGUUGGGCAGGGCACUGUUGACCAACCGAACAAUUGCGUCGCUGAACCUGUCGAGCGUUAACAAUCACGAGCGGGGAUGGCAUCAAGGAGUCGACGACAUCGCGCACGCGCUCAGCGUGAACGAGACUCUGCGAUACUUGAACCUGUCGCGCAACAAGCUGCCUUCGACUGUCGCCGGUCACCUCGCGUUAGCCCUCGGGAACAACAACUGCCUGACGUCACUGGACGUGAGCUGCAACCGUCUGGGCCUCGAGGGAAUCGAGCAGCUGGCUACCGCGCUUCGGUCCAACCACUCGAUCGUCUGUCUCGACCUGCGAAACAACACAAGAGAGGCCGCCAAGGAGGACAAAGAGAGCGGCCGCGAGGAGCGAAUUCUGAUGGACGUCCUGCGCGAGAACAUUACACUCGGGCAGCUGCACUACGGCGAGGACGAGCUCUUCCUCAAUCAGAGCAGGAAGGGCGGAACCCCGCAAUCGACGGUGAUGUUCAGCAACGUGAUUCAGACCUAUCUCGACGACAACCGACGGCGGCGGGUGCGCAAGGAGCGGGUCACCGCCUCGCUGGCGCACAAGGACGAGAUCGAUGAACCCGACGAGACCGACGAGAUGAUCAGCGUCGAAAUGAUGCUGCUGGAUCGGGGCGACGAGGAGAGUAGCCGAUACCAAACGAUCGACCUCUCGUGCUACUCGCUGUCUUCGAACGCGGUCGCACACGUCAUCGCGAGGGAGCUCAACGUCAAGCAGUCCGGCCACGGGCGCAAGGACGAUACCUCCGCCGCCCUCUCGCCGUCGUCGACACUCUUGUCGCCACGGUUUCCGCCGUCCUCAACCCCGUCGUUGCUCUCCAACUCGCGCCUCACCUCCACCCACACCGAUCAAUCGCUCCUCUUCGAGAAAGUGCUUCUCUCCGGCAAUCGCCUCACAUCCGUGCCCGUGAGCGGGUUCGAACCGGGCAGCGAGCGAUGGGAGAAUCUGACGUCGCUCGACCUCUCGAGCAACCGCCUCUCCUCCCUCCCGGCCGCGCUGGGCGACAUCGCGAGCCUGCGCGUCUUGGACCUGCGCUUCAACCUCCUGCAAUCUCUGCCGCCCGAGAUCGGAAAGCUCAAGGUUGGAAUCCUCGUAACUCAUUUCACAGCAGCUGCGGUAAGCACUAACGAGCUGCGAGAGCUGCACUUGAACAAGAACUAUCUCAUGGAGCUGCCGUUGGAAAUCUUCCAGCUGCGGUUGAAGUCGCUCUCGCUCUUCGGCAACCCAAUGCAGAGAAUCAAGAUCAAGAUCUACGAACAAUGCCAGGGCUGGCGCGACACGCUUGACCUCUCCUACGAGCGCAUCGGUUCGGACGAGCUUUCGCAUCUGCCCACGGAUCUCUUUCCCGGCCUCACCCGACUGCGACGCCUGGUGCUCAACCACAACGACAUCUCCCUGCUGUCGUCGGGUGUGGCGCAGCUGGCCUCGCUCGAAGUGCUGGAGCUGGAGGAUAACCGGCUCAACGUGCUCCCCUGGCAAGUGGGCAACAUGCCCAACCUCAAGGUGCUCAAGCUGGACGGGAACCCGUUGACCAAGGUCCCCCUAGAGGUGGCGCGGUCCAAGGGCAACCUACAGAUCUGGCAGCGUUAUUUGGUCGGGCUCAAGGCCCGCAUGGACGAGUCCUACAGAAUGAAAAUGGUGCUGGUAGGUGACCAUGCACUGGACAAGGCCUGCCUUCUGCAGUCAAUCGCGGACUACGUGCGCCCAGCUGCUGUGGAGCGAGAAGCCAGCGAUGACGGUCGUCAGUCCUCGCGGUUCGAAAUGGAGCCGGAGGAAAUGCGCGCCACCGAUCUGGUGAUCAAGGCCAGCACGCGAGGGAUCAACUCCUCCGCCAACGUCGACGUCACGCUCUCGGCUCUGAACAUCACCGGGCUCACGGUGAACGAUCCCACGUACCACUGCUUCUUGGUCAACAAGUGCAUCUACAUGCUUGUAGUCAACAUGCCCGACUUCACGAUCGAGUCUGUCGAGGAGUGGCUGCAGCUGCUUCGCAGCAGGGCGGGCAAAUCGGUCGUGUUGCUGGUGGGCACUCACCCCAACAGCGCGGGCUGCUCGCCGGAGCAGAAGGGAAGGAUCGCCUCCGUCUUCCACAGCAACACGCUCAUCAAGAAGUACCCCAUGAUUCGCAACAUCAUUUCCGUGUGCGGCAAGACCCGGAAAGACAUUGAGCUCUUGGUGCGUACGAUCUAUCAGGCAGUCACCGCACAACCUUACAUGCCCGCCUUCAUCUCACGGGGCGCCGUGCUCUUCGAGGAAUUCCUGGCAUCUGAGAGGAUGGCACGCAUGCCACCGAUCAUGGACUGGGACGAGUAUGUUUCCGUCGCGCACGACUGCGGUAUCGCCCCGGACCAGGUCAUGACCGUGACCAAGCACUUUCACCGGAUCGGCCUGAUCAGCGCCCACACCAAGACGGCGUCUCGAUCGCUGCUCAGUCGGAUGGUGCUGCUCGAUCCCUUGUGGCUCCUCCAUGUCUUCCGUACUGUCCUAUCGGCAUCGACCACUACGACGAAGCAGGGCGUCAUUCGCGAGAAGGAUCUCUGGGACAUGUGGCAGUCGCACGGCUAUGCUCCCGAACUGCAGGAACUGCUGCUUCUGCUAUUGGAACAGUUUGGUCUCGCUCUGCGGUUGGUCCGAUCCACGACCGCGCUCGAAGGUGGUCACCACGCGGCAGCCAAUGACGACACCUCACCGCUCGCCUCAAGCGCCGCAUCCCAGGCCAAGGGCGACGACGCCAAGCGGCGGUACCUGAGCAAGGUCGAGCGCACCAAGCGCAUCGAUUCGCUGGUCGAUCACAGCUGGCAGAACAUGCUCGAGCUGCAGGCCCGGGAGGACGAGCGCGAGAGCAAGGUCCGGGGCGAGAAGAUCAUUAUCCCCUCGCUGCUCUCGACCGCCCAUCUCCCCCUGCACAAGUUCGGGUGGCGGCCCGAGCGCUAUCUCAUCAAGCUCGAACUUCGCGAGCGCAAGCGCUCCAACGCGCCGGCGCUGGCGUUGGCGGGUUCGGCCUCGGCGGCGGGUUCGGCCUCGGCGUCAUUGUCGUCAUCCGUUCGCUAUGUCUCGACGUCGGUGCAGCUGAGGAGAUACCUACCGCUCUUCCCCAAUACGCCUUACCCAAUGCCCUCUUCGUCUUCAUCGUCGACGACCAUGACUGCUUCAUCGUCGACGACGGACCACCACGGCAACGCGCUGACGCCGACGGGGUCCACCGCGCCGCGCACGAUCCAGAACUCGGGCCUCGGCUACCUCUACGGUCCGGCUUACCAGCCGGAGCAGAACAGCUUCCGCCUGGGGGUCUCGCUCGAGGCCAACCAGCUGCUCCAGGCGAUGAUGCCACCGCCGCCGCCGUCGGCCGCCACCCCGAUGGCGUUGUCAGCCGCGGCUGCAGAGUUGGCCGGAGGCAGCGGAGCCAGCGUGCGCUUUCUGGCGUCGUCGUCGACGGCAACGUCGCCACUGCUCAUAGGCGCGUCGUCGUCGUCUUCUUCAUCAUCGAUGCUGGCCGGCUCCACGUCUACCACUACACCUCCGGUCACACCAUCGUCCACCUCGCCGCCCCAGUUCGGCCGGCCCGCGCACUCGCUGUCUCGGUCGCCGCCUCCCCGGUCGCCCUGCCUGUCUGCGUCACCGCCCACGCCGGCGCCCUCGCUUCUGGCCCCGGCGCUGGCCAUCCCACGCCGUGGCGUCGUGCACGAGCUGCGUCGGAGCUAUCGAUUCGACUACCUCCCCGCUGGCUUCUUCUCGCGGCUGCUGGUGCACCUGCUCCAGGUGGUCGACUCGCCGCUCUAUUGGAAGCACGGCAUUGUGCUUCUGCAGUCCAACAACAACACCCGCAGCAAAGCCAACCAACCGUGCGAUGGCAGCAGCGGCGGCAGAUCAUCGUCGGUGGCGAUGGCAUCACCAGCGGCGGCCAGGAUGGCGUCGCCCUCCUUCUCGCUGUCGACAGCUUCGGUGCUCUCGUCAUCGCCGCACAUGCGGGAGCUGCGACGGUCGGGGCUCGACUUCGACAUCUUCCAGAACGGCGGCAGCGGGCGGCGCGGCCAGGGACUCGGCAUCAAGAAGAAGCAGAAAAAGGAAAAGGUCAAGCAGCGCAAGGAAAGCGCUGAGCAGAGCGCGCGGGGCUCGGGCAAGGAGAGCCUCGGCGGCAGCAGGGCCGGACAGCCGGACCUUGACAAGGACAAGCUGAAGGACGAGCAGCGGGCGCUCCUGGAGGAAUUCCCGGAGAAGAGCAUGCUCAAGGUGCAAGUCUACGGAGCCAAUCCGGGCAAGCUUCUACGGCUGAUCGAGGCCAACAUCGAGGAUUUGGCGAUCAACUGGUUCCGGGUCAAAUCGCAGGUGCUGGUGCCGUGCUGCCACUGCAUCGCUCUGCGCAAGCACAAGCUGGCCAAGACCACGCUAUACGCGUCGCAUAAGCUCAAGUCAACGGGGAAGCGUUCGGCGGCCGAUGGCCUUACGCACGAGGACGAGCUCAUCGAGGUCGGCAUGGGCGAGGCGCAGAACGAUGACGACGAGCCGUUCCUGUUCUCACUGGAGGAGUGCCUGCGCGCCAUCACCAAGCGGAGGCGCGUGCUCUACUGCCAAGCCGGACGUCUCGUCCCCAUCGAUAACAGCGCCCGGCAGCGGGGCCGGCGAAAGUCGACGAGCAAGAUCUAUCUCGAGGGCGAGGACCUGCCGGCCGUGCGACUCGACAACCUGGUACCCGACCUCUCGCUGGCCGAUCUCCAAGGGUUCGAGAUCGAUUACUCGGAGAUCAAGAUCAUGUCCCAGAUCGCCCUCGGCCCCUUUGCCGUCGUCCACUCUGCCAUCUACCGCGGAGAAUACGUGGCCGUCAAGGAAUUCCGCAUACUGCCAUCGGACUCGCCGGACGAGGAGUCCCCAUAUGUGUCCGAGGAGGAGAUCCUCUCCGUGUUCAACGAGUUCCGAUCCGAGGCCUGGCUCAUGACGCUGUUGGACCAUCGCAACUUGGUCAAGCUCGAGGGAAUAUGCCGGGGGCCUUUCUCGCUGGUCAUGGAGUUCCUCUCGCAGGGCACGCUCUACGACUACGUCCACGCACGGGGGCAAUUGAGCUGGGACGAGGUACUGAGCAUCGCGCGAGACAUCGCCGAGGGCAUGAACCACCUCCACUCACAUUCGCCGCCCAUCAUUCACCGUGACCUCAAGUCCACCAACGUGAUGUUGUCGAACGGUGUGGCCAAGGUGUCAGAUUUCGGUCUGUCGACGGCGCACUCGCUCUUCGUGAAGGGCCGGGUGGUGGACAAUCCGAUGUGGCUGGCCGUCGAGGUCAUUCGCGGCGAGGCCUUCUCGCUCAAGUCUGACGUCUACAGCUAUGGCAUCAUCCUGUGGGAGCUCAUCACCUGCCAGCCGCCGUUCCGCGAACACCUCGAGGCCAGCAUGUUCUGGUUUGACCUCGAGCAAAAGAUCAUGAACGUUCCUGAGAGCUGUCCUGAGGCCUACGCCGAGCUGAUGCGCGAGUGUUGGAACGAGAAUGUCGGCGUGCGUCCAUCGUUCAACCAGAUCCUCAAGCGCCUGGCGUCGAUGUCGAAGUGCAGUCCGUGCCCUCUGUUCGAGGCAGCCCCAACGCCGGAGAGCGAGCCGGUGUCGGCGCCGGCGCCGCGGUUCGUCCACAUUCCGUCGGCGCAGGCGCUCGUGCCACAGCACCAGCGAGCCAGCGCCAACCCGUUGGCUUCGUCUUCCUAUGCGUCAGCCGGGGCGUCCGCGUGGCACACGGCGAGCAAGCAGCAGGCCAAGGCCAACCUGGUAAUGUCGCUAAAUACUCUCGACAGCGACAACUACUUGAGCCCUCCGGACUCGUCGGCCACCUGGCGUUGCCUGCUUCGCCCAUCCCACUCAGGGGCGGUGCAGUGCCUGCUCGGUGUAGAGGGCCACGUCUGGGCCGGCUGCAGAGAUGGCACCAUUCGCGUGUGGGACCAGUGUGGGAGUGUGGUGUGGGACAUGCGCGCUCACCAUCGGCAACGCAUCAACGCGCUCUCGUUUUGCGGCGGCUACGUGUGCAGCGCGUCAUCUGACCACACCGUGGGGCUUUGGGACGUUCACACGUUUAAGCGCCAUCGGCGCUUGAACGGCCACUGGGAGGAGGUCACAUGCCUAGCCAAUGUCGGGCAGGAACUCUGGAGCGGCUCUCUCGAUGGCUCCAUCCGCGUUUGGUCCAGGAAAUGGUCGUGCCGCCGAAUGCUUGCCUUGGAGAGUCCGGUGCGGGCGAUGCUCGUACACGACGGGCUGGUGUGGGUGGCCACCGACCGCGGAGUCAGCCUAUUCGACGCCAUCAGCACGUUGAAGGUCAACGAAAUUCUGUACAGCAACCAGGAGGUCGGUGAUCGCCUCUGGCAAGGCGCGGUGCGCUGCAUGUGUCGCGUAGACGUCACGGACGAAGUGUGGAUGGGCACCACUGCCGGCCAGCUCUACGUCUUCCGCGUGCGGGACGUCUGGGAAGGCAAGGGAGAGUCGGAGCACAAGACGCCCAACCCGAGCUGGGCCUACCACACGGUGGCGUCGCCGCGACGAGACGACGGCGACGCGAGUGCGGGCAACAGCCCAACGGGGAAGAGGUUGCAGGACGAAACUGGCGGCGGCGAGGAGGAGAGCAGCGGUGACGAGGACAAUGAUCGGCAGGUGACGUCGAUGCUUGCCGUGGGCGGACUGGUGUGGAUAGGCGGGCGCCGAGGUGAUCUCGCCGCCUUCGAUGCCGCCUCCAGGACGCAGCGGCUCCACUUCGACCUGUACCACAAGGACGCGCUCACCUGCCUCUUCGCCGUCCCUCCCAGUGCGAGGAAAGCCGACCGCCUGCCCACCUUCAGAGAGCGACAACACGUUCAGAUGCGCAAGCAGGCCGAACAACAAGACGCGGCGACCAAGGGAAAGCAAAAAGUCGAUGAUGACAACAAUGGCAUCGGCAACAACCACUCCGCCAGCGACAAAGCCGACAAGAACGUUGAGGCCGAGGCUCUCGAAGCAGAGGAGGAAUCGGCGAGCGUCUGGAAGCGAGAAGGCGCGGGCGGCGGCAUCGUGUGGACCGGAUCGUGGGAUCGCGAAGUGAGCCUGAUCAACGUCGAUGACCUCAUCAUGGCCAGCCAAGACGCCGGUGGUGCAGCGACCACCGCGCGAGCCAAGCGCCACGGCGUCUACGCACCGACGGCGUUCCUGCCGGCGUCGUCGCUGCCCGCCCACUUGGGCUUCGUGGGCCGCCACUGA
Messenger RNA from Acanthamoeba castellanii str. Neff, 8226 nucleotides. Its product is annotated as protein kinase domain containing protein. The transcript is spliced from 31 exons. Gene Ontology annotation, biological process: protein phosphorylation. Gene Ontology annotation, molecular function: protein kinase activity; protein binding; ATP binding. NCBI's taxonomy places the organism in Eukaryota, Discosea, Longamoebia, Acanthamoebidae. The record is from RefSeq and is a predicted model, not a curated record. Bases 1 to 8226 code for a protein of 2741 amino acids.